UCAUUGGCUACUACAAAGCGCCUGUCGGAGUUUUUGUUUUUCUCUCUUUUUUUUUUUUGAGACGGGGAGUCUCGCUUUGUUCGCCAGGCUGGCCUGCAGUCUUUGGCUCAGAGAAUCCUCUGUCGUAGCUGGGAUUAAUGGCGCGUGCUGCUGCGUUCGGCUUGUAUUUUUUUUCAACUUUUGUCCCCUUCUUCCACACCUAAUUUUCCUGACCAGACAGCAGUGUUUUGAUAGAGCAUGUUUACCUUUUGGUAAAAUUAAAGAUAAUUAAUUUCUGUGGUAUCCCCACUUCUGUAUAACCUUAAGAAAAAAAAAUCCUUCCCUCAAAAUGUAUCCCCUACAGGUUUUUGCUCAACUACUUGAUACUGUGUUAGAAGUUUCUGAAACCUUUCACAAAAAUGGGAUUCCUUUGUUAUGCUUUAGCUAAGGACUUUUAUUGAAAGCUACAAAGCACAAUCUCAUAUACAGUAAAAUUACACUAGAGCUCACAGAAACAACUUUAUUAAAUAUUCAUACUCUUGAAUCCUACAUUUGAAGCUUCCUGACGCUGUUUUCUAAAGCCUUGGGAAUACUUUGUCAGGCGCAAAAUGGCGGCUCUCCAGCACCACCGCCAAGCACUCGUUUAGAAUUGUUCCCUUUGCGGAGCUGGCGAAGGAUAUGACCCCAGAAAAACCGAAACCCAGACCGCAAAGAGCAUAAUUUCACCUCGUCAAAAACAGACAGGAGAGUUUAAAACGUCUCAAGCGUUGAAAUGGCAUGAAUAUGACCCUUGUAUACCAACAGGAGGUAGGCCAGAUUCUACCUUUUGAUUGGUUUAGUCCAUUUCCUUGAGUAGCCAUUAAGAAUGCAGAUCUGGCCAUCCUUCAUUUGCGAGGAGCGGCAAUCAUUAUUUAAGAAGCUAGUAUUACAGGCUACUUGUGAAUCAUAUAAUUCGGAGUAGUUCCUUUUUAAAGGUUGCGUUUGUUUAAAUGCCUCGUUUAUUACACUAAGGAAAGUCCAUAUCUUUCAAAAAAGUGUUUAACUUACAAAAACUUUACAACUUUGUAUACCUGUUUUAUAAUUCACUAGCCUUCAAACUAAGCAUAGUUUUUUUUCUAGGUGUUUAAGUUCAUAGAAAUCAAGUGACACAUUUGAAAACAUAGCUUCUCAGUAAAAUGGGAGGUAGGAAAGACUGGUGGAGAUGAUGGACACAUUCACGGUCUUUACAUUACAGUAUUAGCACCUGGUUUGAAGGAAAAGGCAUUCUCGGGUUACCUAGCCCUGUGCGGACUUGUUUGAAAACUGCAACAGUGCGCGCAGGAAAUACUGCCGCCGUCUCGCGAGCGCUGGGCGGUUACCAAGAAUUGAAUUGUGGAAAUGGAUGUCGGUUUUAAUGGCAUUUUAUUCUCCUGCUAGUUAGUUUCUGGUUCGCUAUGUGAAAUCGUUUUAGCGUGUUGAUGCUUUUAAAUGCUCUUUAUAGCCACAGUUUAAAGGGGUGGGUGCCAUAAAAUCUUGUCUCUAGGGUAUGUUCUCCCGUUUUCACACUAAGGAGACCUAAACUCCAAUGCCUGUCUGAGACCCGUUUCGUCCACCUAGCGUUUAUUUAACGCCUCUCAUAAGCUCAAUUGUGAGCUCCAUAAAUUUUUGUUGAAUUAGAGAAUGAGCUGAUCAUGUCACGGUACGCUGAUUGCAUGUGCUGACCUGGAACAUAGGUUGUAAAUGUUAAAGCCUAUUUGGGGUAUGUCGUAUGAAUAAAAAGGCAUUGGAAAUUCGUGAAGUUCAUUGAACUGCGGAAAUAAAUUGCAAUUGCAGAAAUUAUCUGCAUACUGUUUUCCACACAUGUGGUUUGUUAAUUGUGGCCUUAGUGAAUUCUGGUAUUUUCUACGAUUCGUUUUCCUCUGACCAUAAUACGUAAAAGGUAUUCACCAGAUAUGUUGCACUAAAACGUUGCCAGGAAUUGCAGUGGCAUUGAUGAGAACUUGUCCCAAACCUGCAGACAAGGCCCGAAACCCUCGCUUUCCUCUUUCCCUUCCCAAUUAUUCUUACCAAUUAAAAACGAACAUCCAUGACAAUUCGUCCUCUAGUAUUUUCUGGCAAAACUCCUUUAAAUUUUAAGUGGUUGCCUCAUUUACAAACCGCUUCCCCUCAUUUCAUCCCUUCCCUAAAAAAGACACGCUUUUUGACAGGGAAGUAGCAGCCUCUGACGCUAUUUGGGCAGCGGAGCCUGCCUACAAAUUCCGUCUCCACGAGGCUGGUCUUUCGGGUGCGUUUGCGGGCUUGGAGGGGUUGACCGACUUCGGGCCCUAGAGGCCCCUACCCCCAGCCGGCUUCUGAGACACUGCAACGACUGCGGCGGCGCCGGGGGCGCUAGGGUACGAGGGGCGGGCACUGGCGCGCACCAAUCACAGUGCAGCCCCGCCCUAUAAAUACGCUGCUCCGGAGCUUUUUCUGCGUUCCCCUGCUUUGUCAGGUCUUACCAGAUCGUUUUGUUUUCUCCCGCGGUCAUCAUGUCGGAGACGGCACCAUCCGCUCCAGCUGCUUCCAUGGCUCUUGAAAAGCCUUCAGCUGGCAAGAAGGCGAAGAAACCUGUGAAAGCUGUAGCAUCCGCUAAGAAAAAAGCCGUUGGUCCCUCCCUGUCGGAGUUGAUCGUGCAGGCUGUUUCCUCGUCCAAGGAGCGCAGCGGCGUGUCCCUGGCUGCUCUCAAGAAGACGCUGGCGGCUGCUGGCUACGAUGUGGAGAAGAACAACAGCCGCAUCAAGCUGGGCCUUAAGAGCUUGGUGAACAAGGGCACGCUGGUGCAGACUAAGGGCACCGGCGCCUCUGGGUCUUUCAAGCUCAACAAGAAAGCAUCCUCUGUGGAAGCCAAGCCCAGCGUCUCAAAGGUGGCAACAAAACCCAGGGCAACAGGCGCUUCUAAGAAGCCCAAAAAGGCCACGGGGGCUGCUGCUAAAAAGAGCGUCAAGACUCCGAAAAAGGCUAAAAAGCCUGUGGUAGCAAAAAAGCCCUCCAAGAGUCCCAAGAAGUCCAAAGCUGUGAAGCCCAAGAAAGUAGCAAAGAGCCCCGCUAAGGCUGUAAAGCCCAAAGCAACUAAGGUGAAGGUGACUAAGCCAAAGACUGCUGCCAAACCCAAGAAGGCAGCACCCAAGAAAAAGUAAAAGUUCUGGUUGGAAGCUUCUUCCAGUGACCCAACGGCUCUUUUAAGAGCCACCUAUGUAUUUCAGGAAAAGAGCUCUAGCACACACAACGGCCCUUAAGCCAAGCUUUGCUCUGUAUUAAAAUCACGUUUUCAUCUAGGUUGAGUUCCAGCUAAUAACCAAAAAGGUAAUCUUUUAGGUGACUUAAAAUGCAACUUGGGGUGUCGCCCAGUAAAUAUGCAACUAUUACUCGCUAAGAGUUUUAUUUAGGUGCACCUGGAAAUGCCACACCCAAGACUAAUAGGUUGAAUUCCUCACCCAGGUUCGAAGUGUGUACCACGUGCACUCAAUCUAACUUUCCUUGGUUUGUGCAAGUUCAAAGCGAAAAUGUUUUGUUUUGGGGCCAAUGUUGCUUAAGCAGCUUUUACCGAAAUUGGUGGCCCUAAGAAAUGCUUUUGGAGUAGUUGGUAAUAACAUUCCUUUAAUCACUCCUUUUCCGCAGCUGUGGUAAGCAAGAGGUUUGUCUUUGAGAAUGAUGUUGACCAGCUGGCGUGGAUGGCGUUUGGGUUGCUGUCUUCAAAGAGCCUCACCAGGCUGGAGUAGUUCCUGAGAAGUUCCUGGAUGACAGCAUGAGGGACAAACUACAGACGUCAAACUCAGCCCAAAGUCAUAUCUUGAGGGCAAGGUCAACUUAUAGCUCAAGGAAAGGAAGGAAUACAGCAAAUUCACACAGCAGAUUCCAUUACCUGCUUGCAGUUAAGAAGAAAAGGAGUGGAUUUGGCAGUUCACAACAAUUACUAUUUUUCUCUUUGUCCCCAUAAAAGCAGCAAGCCACUUGGCCUCCCUCCAGGCAUCAAUCUCCCUUCUCUUUCUUUGGGAUCCCACGCCAUUUCCCUGCUCUCUUCCCUUCUCCCCCCUUUCUCCCUCACACACAUUCUGUCCUUCUAAAGAGUAAGAUAAACUUGUAACUUUUAUAUCUUAAUUUCUGCAUGAGAAAUCUUUUCCAUUUGCGCCGUGAGCAUCUACUAGGCUUUCCACCCUCACAGGUUGGUUCGCAGACUUCAAUUUGAAAGCUUUCUACUUUUGUUAACUCCCUUAGGAAUCCAUAAGCCUUCCUGGCUGAUGCCACUUUUGCUAUUUCUAGGCUGCUUGUUUUAUAACUGUUCUGAAGGGUGUGGUGGGAAAAAAGUGAUAACAGCGGUGGGGGCUCAUUUGCAUGAAAAAACAUCACAAAAUUCAUCCAAACCAGCCUCCCGUUCUUCUCUGUCCUAUUGCUGUGUCUUAUUUUCCUCCUCUAUCCCUCAGCUGGACUCAAAUAUGUUAGACAUGUUCCAGGUGGGAACCCGAAAAGUAUGUAUAAUAGGAUGGAAUGUGAUUUAUGGAAAACUUAUGCUUGUAAAACAAUAGCCACAGGAGUCUGGAGAGUCCUCAGACAUUGUAAAUCUGAGGGCUACAGCCAGCGUUCCUUCCCGCCACCCCCACCCCUCACCAUAUAGGGACGAAGUUUAUCCCUUUCUUGAUGCAGCCAGAGUUGAAUGAUGGUUGUGACUGGGGCAGGGGUCCUAGGAACUGGUUAUUUGAAAAAGAAUUUAUUACAAGCUGCUGUUCUGGCCCACUUACUUCCCCCCAGAAAAACCCUCUAUAAAACCCAAGGCUCUCCCCUUUUCUGUCUCCCCUUUUUCGCCUCCACCUAUCAGAACCCCAUGCUCAAAAUAAACAGCAUUUUGCUACA
Molecule: messenger RNA, 4845 nt
Organism: Microcebus murinus (gray mouse lemur)
Lineage: Eukaryota; Metazoa; Chordata; Mammalia; Primates; Cheirogaleidae
Source: RefSeq, a predicted model, not a curated record